GCACCCUUGUUAAGAGGUAGUAAUAAUCUGUAAUAAUUCAGUCAGACAUAUUUACACUGUCUUAUUAGUAGGUUGGAUUAGAAGUGUAUUAAGGAACCGAUGAAGUUUCUUACCCACCUAUUUAAAGAUUAUCUCAGGAAACAAUUAUUUAUCCUAACAAUCUCAUAUGCAAUAGGAACCACCUUUUCCUGUUCUCCAAACUUUAGGUUAAGAUAAAUAUUCUUGCUUUCUCUAGUCUUUUCUUAGGCCCUGGCAGCCUUUUGAUGUCUCAACCUCAAUAAAAAUCAAGCAAUUUUCGUAAACAACCUCAAUCUUAAAACAUGUGUAUUUACUUAUCCUGUAGGAAUCUUUACUUAUCUAGCAACAUAGAAUAGCUAUCCUUGAGAAGCUUUUAAAAGAGUGAAUUUCUAAAUUUCUUGUCACCCAAUUCCCAUUUAGCAUUAAUAAGGAGAGGCAGCAUUAUGACAGAGUUCCUGAAGGAUAUGCAGUUCACUUUCUCGUCAAGAAAUGCUAAAAUGAAGAAUGCUGAAAUGUACUCUUGGCUUCUGUAUCCCUGAAACAGUUUUUUUACAAGGCCAUCGAGCCCGUGUUUGGGGUUAUUUUUAAAUAAGAAACAGCUCUAUGAAAGUUGAUUAUGUUUUUUUGAGAAUGUUGAGAAAAUUUUUCAUUUUAUUACAUUGGGUCUUCUCUAUGAAAAUCUUAUGAAGAGGUUCCUUUCUUGUCUUAGGAUCGUUCUUCUGAGCAACUGCUUUACUUUAAUCUUAUGGACCCUGAAAUUCGUAAUAACUACUUCUCACUUUUUGCACUGACAAUUUGACAAUUAAAAAGCCUAGAACCAAAUAAAUGACCCUACCAUUCUAAUCGCAGUGGCUUCAUUUGGUUCCAAUUUCAUAUCCUUAUCCUUAUUUUUCCAUUACUGUAUGUUUUCACCUUUAAAAAAUAUAAAUGUAUAGGUCUCUUUGGGUAUUUUAUUUAGAUACUUUCAAUUAUAUUCAGAAUAAGCUAGCGUACACAUAUAGGAAAAUCAUUUAGGAUUUUUUACCUUGGCAAUAAAACCAAUCCUUAAUGCUAUUCCUACUUCUGGGGUCAGAGAUUCUAUUCUGUUGAGAAGCUUGCCUCUUUCACCUUUAAUUAUCCUAAGGAGAUUCUGGUCUUUCCCUGAUGUUUAUGGUAUUUUUGAUCGUUCCUUUAGAGUACAGAGCACUCCAGGGAGCGUGACUCCUAUAAAAAAAAAUCUGAGAUAAACUUAAUCAUCUUAACCUGCCAAGGGCAUCUCCCAUUGUCUUCUUUCAGUGUAUAUUUAAUAGAUACAAUCCAUUCAUUUUAUGAAGUAAUGAAAAGGAUUAUCCAUUCAUUUUCCAACUUCUUGACUCAUUGAUUCACAGCUUCUCUCAGUGUGCAAUAACAUUCAGGUCUGAUUUCAUACUAUUUUUCAAUUGCUUUCUCAAAAAUAUUAUUUGAUCAUCAGCUUCUGUGAGUAAAAAAAUCCUGAAAACUCUUGAUCAUUUUAAAUUUGGCUACCAAGUUUAAUUUUAUCCAGAGGCCUGACCUUUGGAUGUUUGAUUCUUCAUUUGAUUCUUCACCUGAUUCCAAGUCAUCAUAUGCAUUGACAUUUUCCCCACGUUCAAACUGGCAGAUUUUUCCACCUGCUGCGAUGGUGUUGUGGUGGUAGAACUAAAUUUUUUUGAGGGUCUUAAACUCUUUCAAGCCACAUCAGAUCACAAUCCAAUCUCAUUGGUGAAACUGACCUUUUUGUUUUCCCACUGCUCUUUUCAAAGGCUUUUAGCAAACCUUUUCUGUGCUGCAACCCUAUCCAUUCCAUCAUGCUUUCUGCCCACUUAUGCUGGGAGAAGUAUUUGAGUUCAGAGGCAAGUCUGAAAGGAACAACCAAGUUUAAUGAGAAAUUAUUUUGACUGCUAUGGGACGAGAAGAACUUUUCUUGUUCACCAUAAUUUAUUUUUUUAUUAUUUCCUGUGUGUGAAUUCUAUUAAAAAGUUCAAGUAGUCAUUUACUGGGUAAAUGCUAGACAGAUGUAAUAUGUCAGAAGGUUUUCUAAGCUAUAAUUCUUCUCACCUUCAUUUGAUUAUUCAGUUUCUGCAUAAAAGUUAUUUUAUUGCAAACCACUAGUUAUAAGCUUAAGUGCAUCAACUCAGUUACAAUGAUAGUACUCUGGUAAAAUUUUAGAUUAACAGUAGUGAAAAUUUUACUUUUAUGUAUGUCUAAGAAUAAAAGCAUAUCAAAACUCUUGAUUGCCAGCAGAAUAGAAGCUACAGAAUAUAAAAUCUAAAAGUCAAAAAUUUAAUAUAUUUUACUAUUAAAAUAUUUUGAUGUUAAAGACCUCAAGAGCUUGAAGAAAAUAAAAUUCCAGAGAAACAGGCCAUGUUCAUAUUUUUAAAAUCGAAUGUUCUUUUACAUUACAGCUACUUAAUUUUAAGAGAAAAGGCAUGAAAAUAAGAGACUACCUUGUUCUAAAAGACAUAGAAACUAAUUGUAAUAUUAUAUAAGAAAAUUAAAGUGAGAAUGUAAACUUGUUGACUGUCACAAUUUAAUAUUUAAUCUAUUCAAACAUCGAAUUUAACCUUUCUCCAAAAUUUUCUUUCCUUUCAUGUUUUCAUGUUUGUAUAUCUUAAGCAGCAUCUUCUCUAUUUUCUUAUUUCUUGCCUCAUUAAUCCCACUUCUUGUCAUGUUUUCCGUGUUCUUGUAUACAGUCCUGUUUGAUUUAAAAUGUAAUCGCACCCACACUCUUUAUUCUCUUCCUUUACUGUUUAAUGAGGACUCAAAAAUUAUUCAAGAUUUGCUGAGUAGCUAUUAUAUUCUGGACACUUAGGUAGGCACUGCAGGUACAAAAAUGGAUAAUAUGUAAACACUUCUCCUAAGUAGUUCACAGUUCAUAGAAGCCAUAAGCAGGUAAAGCAAUACUUAUUAUGUAAAAAGAUAUGUGAAUAAAUGAACAGAUGGAAUUGCCACUUCCCAUUCAGAGUGUGCUAUAGUGCAGAGUUAGAAACAACCAUUGGAAAAGGUGGAACAAGCUUCCAUAAAAGCAAUGAUAUUUGUUAAAGUAGAUGUUUUUGCUUGGCAGAGACAGGAUGUAGAAAACUAUAUAGAUGAAACAGCAUCAUUCAAGGAUUGAAAACAUGAAGUAGAAUGGUGUGGUCAAUGAACUGCAUAGAGUUAUUGGGGGUCUAGUGCAAAACUCUUGUGGGAAACUGAUACGGUGGUGAAACAAUAGUGUUGGCAGAGAUGCUUUUCCUAUCAGUUGUGUAGAAGAUGCAUAAUCAUUGACGAAUGAUUAAAAAAAAAGAGGGACAAUAUUAAUUUUCAUUUUUCAGCAUCACUUUGUUGUCAGGGUGAAUGAUGACCAAAAGGGGAUGAGGCUGGACAGAGGAUGAGAAAUCCAUUAGAGGAGACAAGUCUGGGAGGAAGAUUUUGAGAUCAGCACUGGGAGUGGAGGAGAGUGAAUGGUCGAGAGAAGUAUUUACAGUGAGGACUACGUAAGUCUUGGGUGUUGUUUUGUUUUGGAAAGGUGCUGUAAAAAUAUAAUUUAGGAAUAAAUUCCAGGUUUCUGCUUUGUAUGGGUGGUAAUGCAAAUAAGAUGAGGCGGUAGUUGCAUACAUGAUUGCUCAUUAAUUUUUUUGUGCAUAAGUUUAAAAUCUCCGACCUAUUGGAUACUUGGCCUUGUGACUUCCUUUAGGUAAUAAAACAUGACCAGGAAUCUGUGUUUCUCUACAAGCGGAAAUAAAGCUGUAAGAAAAGGCAUUUAAUUCACAUGUUUUCUUUUCUUUCUACCAUAAGACCUUCAGUGUUCCAAAUGGACAUUACUGUACCACCUGGAUCCCAGGAUCAAGAGGACAUCAAACAAAGCCCUAGCUAAGCAACAAUAUAAAUUUAUUCCUCUAUGACAGUUAAAUACCAGGGUCAUUUGUUAACUGUGCCAUCAACUAAUCUAUCCUGACUCAUACAGAGGAAUGUACCACUAAAAGGCAAGCUUUGGAGAGGUGAUUAAUUCAGCUUUGGACAGGUUGAGACUAGGCCUUGAGGAGGCACUUGUAUUUAAUAGCAUUAGAGAACUCAUAAGACACAUUUUCACUUCAGUGCUUCCUUUCUUUCUUUUUUUUCUUUUCUUUUCUUUUCUUUUCUUUUUUUUUUUUUGAGAUAGAGUCUCGCUCUGUCACCCAGGCUGAAAUUCAGUGGCACAAUCUCGGAUCACUGCAACCUCCACCUCCUGGGUUCAAGCAAUUCUCCUGCCUCAGCCUCCCAAGUAGCUGGGAUUACAGGCACCCACCACCAUGCCCGAAUAAUUUUUAAAAAUAUUUUUAGUAGAGACAGGGUUUCAUCAUGUUGGCCAGCCUGGUCUCGAACUUCUGACCUCAGGUGAUCCACCCACCUCAGUCUCCCAAAGUGCCUGGAUUACAGGCGUGAGCCGCCGUGCCCGGCCCUUUUCUUAAGUGAUUAUUCUAUUUUUGGUGUUUUGCGUAUUGGAAGGCAGUACUGCAUAAUGGUUAAAGGUACAUUCUCUAAUGCCACACUGUCUAUGUUAGAAUUGCAACUGUUUAAUCUCAAAGUUUUGAUGCUUUGGUUUCCUCAUCUGUAAAAUAAAGAUGAUCAAUCUGCCUCAUAGGGUUGCUGUGAGAAAUAAAGUAAGAUACAUAUCUGCACUUAGAAAACUGUCUGGCUCAUAUUAAGUGCUAUGUAAUGUUACUGCUACUAUUUUUGUAUUCAUAAUUAUAUACUUUCUAAAGCAAGUGAAAUAUGCAGGUAGGUAUGUUUGUAUGACAUUCCAUUUUCCAUUUAGGCUAGAAGAAAAAAAUAAUGAGUAAAAACAAUUUCCAGGCUUACCUUUUGAAGAAGUCUGUUCUACUGAAAAUAAUUUUUAUUAUUUAAUGUGAGAUUUUUUUUCUAAGUAUAAAAAAGUGUCUUAAAAUUUGAUUUGCUAAUCAGCCCUUGUAAUAUACACACCUAGUCUUUAUAAGAUAUGAAAAAAUUAUUUAAAAACUAAACUAGUCUUUGAAAAUGAAGUUGAUCAAAGAAACAUACAAAUGUCAGUAGACUAAUUAAAAUAUUAAAUAACCUCCUAUAGCAUGCUCUCAAUAAUAAGGAAAAUUAUUCUUAGGUUAUUCUUGGAUUCCUUCCUCCUAUUUGAGAGCCCAGUAGUCUAUUUCUUUCCAACAACAGAAUUUUUUAAUUAAAAUAUGGGUUUCUGUUCAAACCUCAGGUAAUGAGAAAACUUAAAUCACCUAAAAUACCCAUUUUUUUUUUAUCAUUCCCAUUAAUGAAGGCCCUUCCCCAUUAACAAAGGUUGGUGUUGAUCAGACUAGAUCUUUUUUUUUUUUCAUUUCCAACUUUUAGGUUCAGGGGAUACAUGUGCAGGCAUGUCACAUAGAUAAAUUGUAUGUCUCAGGUGUUUGGUUUAAAGAUUAUUUCAUCACACAGGUUAUGAGCACAGUACCUGAUAGAUAGUUUUCAAUCUUCGCUCUCAUCCCAUUCUCCACCCUCAGAUAGGCCCCAGUGUCUAUUGUUCCCGUGUUUGUGUCCAUGUGUACUCAAUGUUUAGCUCUCACUCAUAAGUGAGAAUAUGUAAAAUUUGAUUUUCUGUUCAUACAUUAAUUCACUUAGGAUAGGGGCCUCCAGCUCUAUCCAUGUUGCUGCAAAGGACAUGUUCUCAUUCUUUUCUAUGGCUGCCUAGUAUUCUAUUGUAUAUCUGUACCAUAUAAUAUUUUUUUAAUCCAGUCCACUCUUGAUGGGCAUCUAGGUUCAUCCAUGUCUUUGCUAUUGUGAAUAGUGCUGCUAUGAACAUAUGCAUGCAUGUGACCUUACGGUAGAAAAAUUUAUAUUUUGGGGGGUACAUACCCUGUAACAGAAUUGCUGGGUAAAAUGGUAGUUGUGUUUUAAGAUCUUUAAGAAAUCUCCAAACUGCUUCCCACACUGGCUGGAUUAAUUUACAUUCCCACCAGUAGCGUAUAAGGGUUCCCUUUUGUCCACAACCUCACCAGCAUCUGUUACUUUUUGACCCUUUAAUUAUAGCCAUUCUGACGGGCAUGGGAUGGUAUCUCAUUGUGGUUUUGAUUUGCAUUUCCCUGGUGAUUACCAAUGUUGGGCAUUUUUUCAUAUGCUUGUUGGCGACAUGUAUGUCUUCCUUUGAGACGUGUCUGUUUACAUCUUUUACUCACUUUUUAAUGGGCUUGAUUGUUUUUUGCCUGCUAAUUUAAGUUCCUUAUAGAUGCUGAUAUUAGACCUUUGUUGGAUGCAGUGUGCAAAUAUUUUCUCCCAUUCUGUAGGUUGUUUUUUUUAUUCUGCUGAUAGCUUUGUUUGCUCUGCAGAAGCUUUUGAGUUUGAUUAGGUCCUACUUCUCAAUUAUGGUUUUCUUUGCAAUUGCUUUUGGAGUCUUCAUCAUGAAAUCUUUGCUGGAGCCUAGGUACACAAUCAUAUUUCCUAGGUUUUCUUCUAGCGUUUUUAUAGUUUUAGGUUUUACAUUUAUGUCUUUAAUCCAUCUUGAGUUGAUUUUUGUAUAUGGUAAAAAGAAGUGGUACAAUUUCAUUCUUCUGCAUAUGGCUAGCCAGUUAUCCCAGCAUAAUUUAUUGACUAAGGACUCCUUUCCCCAUUGGUUGUUAUUACUGAUUUUGUUGGAGAUCAGAUGGUUGUAGGUGUGUGGCUUUAUGUCUGGGUUCUCUAACUUGUUCCAUUAGUCAAUGUGUCUAUUUUUGUAUCAGUACUAUGCUGUUUUGGUUACUGUAGUCUUAGAAUGUAGUUUGAAGUCAGGUAGUGUAAUGCAUCUGGCAUUGUUCGUUUUGCUUAGGAUUUAUUUGAUUAGUCAGGCUCUUUUUGGUUCCAUAUGAGUUUUAGAAUAGUUUGUUUUCCCUAAUUCUAUAAAAACUGUCAUUCAUGGUUUGAUAGGAAUAGCACUGAAUUUGGACAUGGCUUUGGGCAAUGUGGCCAUUUUAGUGAUAUUGAUUCUUCUAAUCCAUGAGCAUGGACUGUUUUCCAUUUCAUGAAAUGAUUUUUUUCAGCAGUGUUUUGAAAUCCUCACUGUAGGGAUCUUUUCACUGAUUUCUUUCACCAGUGUUUUGUAAUUCUCAUUGUAGAGAUGUUUUACCUCCCUGAAUAGCUGUAUUCCUGGGUAUUUUAUUCUUUUUGUGGCUAAUAUGAAUGGAAUUUUGUUGUUUAUUUGGCUCUCAGAUUAGAUAUUGGAUGCUUUUUGUACAUUGAUUUUGUAUCCUGAAAUGCUGCUGAAGUUGUUUAUCAGAUCUAUGACCUUUUGGGCAGAGACUAUGGGAUUUUCUAGGUAUAGAAUCAUAUUGUCUGCAAAGGGAGAUAUAGUUUGACUUCAUCUCUUCUUAUCUGGAUGCUUUUUAUUUAUUUCUGUGGUCUGGUAGCUCUGGCUAUGACUUCUAGGACUAAGUGGAAUAGGAGUGGGAAGAAUGGACAUUCUUUUCUUUUUCCAGUUCUCAAGGCGUAUGCUUCCAGGUGUCAUCUGUUCAGCAUCAUGUCAGUUGUGGGUCUGUCAUAGAUUGCUCUUACUAUUUUGAGGUGUGUUCCUUUGAUGCCUAGUUUGUUGAGGGUUUUUAAAAUGAAGGGAUGCUGAAUUUUAUUGAAAGACUUUUCUGCGUUUAUUGAGAUGAUCAUGUAGUUUUUAUUUUUGGUUUUGGUUAUGUGAUGCAUCACAUCUGUUGAUUUGUGUAUGUUGAAUCAACUUUGCCUUCCAAGAAAGCCUACUCGAUUGUGGCUUUAGCUUUUUCAUGUGCAGCUGGAUUCAGUUUGCUAGUAUUUAGUUGAGGAUUUUUGCAUCUAUGUUUGCAUUAAUACCUGUUUUUGCAUCAAUAUUAGGGAUAUUGGCCUGAAGUUUUCUUUGUUAUUGUGUCUCUGCAGGGUUUUGCUAUCAGAAUGAUGCUUGCCUCACUGCAUGAGUUAGGGAAGAGACCCCCCUUCUCAAUUUUCUUGAAAUAGUUUCAGUAGGAUUGGUACCAGCUCUUCUUUAUACAAUGGGUAGAAUUUGGCUGUGAAUUCAUGUAGUCCAGGGCUUUUUCUGGUUUGUAGGCUUUUUAUUGCUGAUUCAACUUUGGAACUUGUUAUUGAUCUUCAGGACAGGGCUUCAAUGUCUUUUUCAUUGAAUUUUCGGAGCUUGCAUGUUUCCAGGAAUUUAUCCAUUUCUUCUAGAUUUUCUAGUUUGUGUGCACAGAGGUGUUCAUAAGAGUCUCUGGGGGACUUUAUAUUUCUGUGGAGUCACUGGCAAUGUCCCCUUUUUAUUUGGAUCUUCUCUUUUUUUCAUUAUUAGUCUAGCUAGCAGUUUAUCAAUCAUAUGUAUUAUUUCAAGGAACCAACCUGUUGCUUUGUUGAUAUUUUAUAUGAUUUCCUGCCUCUUCAUUUCGUUACAUUCAGCUCGGGUUUGGGUUAUUUUCUUCUGCUAGUUUUGGGUUGGUUUGCUCUUGUUUUUCUAGUUCUUCUAGAGGCGAUGUUAGGUUGGUUGUUAGUUUGAGAUCUUUCUUAUUUUCGGUGUAAGUGUUUGGUGCUUUACUUUCCUAUUAACACUGCUUUAGCUGUGUCCCAGAGAUUUUGAUAGUAUCUUCAUUUUCAUUAGUUAUAAAGAAUUUCCUGAUUUAUGCCUUAAUUUCAUUAUUUACCCAAAAGUUAUUCAGAAGCAGGUUUAAUUUCCAUGUAAUUGUAUGAUCUUGAUGGAUCUUCUUGGUAUUAAUUUAUAUUUUUAUUGUGCUGUUGUCCAAGGGUGUAGUUGAUAUGAUUUUUUUUUCAAUUUGUUGAGAAUUGCUUUAUGGCUGAGCAUGUAGUCAAUUUUAAGGUAUGUACUAUGUGCAGAUGAGAAGUAUUUAUAUUCUCUUGUUGGGUGGAGUGUUUUAUAGAUAUCUGUUAGGGCUAUUUGGUCAAGUGUCUAUUCAGGUCCCAAAUAUCUUAUUAGUUUUCUGCCUCGAUGAUCUGUCUAAUGUCGUCGGUAGAUUAUUGAAGUCUCCUGCUAUGAUUGUGUGGCUAUCUAAGUUUCUACCAUUUCUUGUUGGCUGUCCACAGCUCUCUGCAAAGCUGCUUAUUCCUAAGAAGGCCUGUAUUCUGGUCUAGGCAGGUUAUCAAAGUCUGCUGUGCUAAAUUUAAAAAGACAACAUUAGUAGGCAGAUGAUGUUGUUAGCACCACACGAAUUAAUUCAGGAAGGUGCUACCUCCAACCACCUACUCAAAUCCUGGUGUCAAGCAUCAGGAACAUAUCUACAUUUCAUUAUCCUUCACUACUAGAGAAACAGUCCAAGUAAGUGUUCAUUGGCGUCUAUGAUGAGUGAGUCUUCUGUCAAACUUGACAACAUAUAAGAUGUAACAUUUACUCUUAAAGAAUGUAGACUCUUUAUUCCACCCAUUCUAUCCUUUUAGUUCCAUGUGUGGUUUAAAAAGGACCUGUGAUGUUUGUCAGUGGCCUUGGACAAUGGGGAAAAUGUGCUUCAUCCAAUUGAACAAUAUAAGUGUGGUGUUUAAACUCAAAGCAUAAGAAGUUUUCUAAACUAGAAAGAAAAAUCCCUUCAUGCAACUUGAAAAAAAAAUUAACUGAAUAAAGAAAGAUAAUUUUUAAUCAUUUUAAUUUAUAAUAGGGCAUAUUGUUCUAUUGUGUCUUUUUAAACAAAGCUUAACACCAUGUUUUCAUUUCAAUUCAUAUCAUUGUAGUUAUCUGAGUGCAAUGUAAUUUAUCUCAUUGUAGUGAUCUUAUUGUACUGACCUACCUUGUUACAAGUGACCAUGCUGAUUGUAAUUAUUUUUAGAAGAUAUUUCUGAAUGUCAAAUGUCAGAAAGUAUAGGGUUUUUUUUUUUUUUUAAAAUAUAGUGCUUAUUUUGGGUUUGUUAUAAAAAUUUUAAAUGGCAUUGUUAGGAUAUAUAAAAGUUUUUGCUUUUAUAUUUUAUAAAUACAAGGAAAAAUUCUGAAGUAUUAUAGUUCGGUCAUCAGAGAAAAGGAAUUUGCACAGAGGUAUCAAACUGCAGGCAAUCAGGAAUAGCAAUAACAUUCGAACUAGAAUACACUGAGACCCGAAAGGUCUCAGUAGUCAAGCAGGCUUCUUGUCAGCUAGCAUGUGUUAUUUUGGGAAUUAGAAAGAAUGCCCUUCUAAAGGGCAAAAUAAAUGUUCGGAAAAAUCAAACAUUUUCAUCAAGGAACUGAAUCUAAUCUCUUAACUGAUGGAGAGGCACAGGCAGGGGGCCUUUCCCUUGCUAGGCAGCAAUGACACCAGAGGCCAAAGGGGCCAGACUGAACCGGAAUGUCUGCAGGCCCAUAUGCCGGGAGGUGAGUCAGAAAAGGUGUUACACGCAAGAGGGAGUAGAGACAACAGUUCAAGCUGAUGUGCAGAAAUACAGCCUUGAAUCCAAAAAAAAAGUAAUAAAAAUAAGAAUGAGCAGAACAGCAUGGUAUAAUCAGACAGGGAGUAGAAGGGUAAGACUGAUUGAUUAUGUGGAAGACCGUUAGCUAGCAGAUAUUGCUUUCAUGGGCUGUAGGACAUGGACAUUGGAUGGAGUGGCCCUGCUGAAAGGGCCAGCAAUAGAAUCAACCCUUCUAAAGCCUCAAGAUCACCUUUCCAGGAUUUGAUAGGAUUAGAACUUCCUUGGAUUUGCAAAGUUAAAAACACACAUCUUUUCUUUUGAGACUAUAACUGUUCUAUUGUCCCAAGUUUUUGUUCUAUUAUGACUUGGCUUUAAUUUAACAUAUUCAACUCAGACCAUUUAGAAGAAAAGGCCUCAAAGGGCCUCCUGCCACCAUUCACGGCACCCAGGCUGUUUGUGCUGAGGGGGUGCCUGCAGGCCCAUGCUGAGCCACCACCCUCGGUCCCCACUCAGCCUGUCUCCGAUGUUCCUCGGCACCCAAAGUCCAGAGGGGGCCGAGGCAGCAUGGGACUGGUGUGUCAGCACUACCCCAUGCAUGUGCACACCCAGCUGGGUUGUGACAGCACCCAAGCUUAGCCACAACUUUGCUCCAAAAUCAGAGUGGGUGCCGGGAGUCGGGGAGACCAGGCAGUGGGAGCAGUUAUUCCGAGCCUGCAGGGCAAAGGGGAUUUCCUGGGCCUCCCAGAGUGCAGAGAUGCCUGGAUCUGCAGCUGUGGCUGGGCAGCUGCAGCUGCGCCUGGAAGGGCAGGGCUCCCACCCUUCCAACUCAGAAGGGAAAGGGCUCCGGCCUAUUCUCAGCUCCGGCUCAGUGGAGUGGAUAGUCCUGGCCACGCCUCCCCGACUGCCAUCACUGCUGCCAUCACUAUGUGAUGGGGUGAACCUGUUUAAUAGAGUAGCUUAAAGAGAGUUGUCACUGAGCUUUACGUACCUUAAUUGGCCCCAAAUAUCCAUUGUCCACUUUUUAGCCAGAUGCUAUUUUCCAUUGAGCUCAUUCCCUUUGAUGCCUUUCUGUGACGUUUGUGCUUUUCUUUUGUAUCCUAGAGCCAGUAUAUUCCAAGUGCUGACUCUGAAAUGUGACGGUAGAAUGCAUCUCCAUAUUGCACAGCAAUAGUAGAGACAGGAACUGUCAAUUACUUUUUCGAAAAUGGUGUAUUAUGACAAGUGGAAUAUUUGUCUAUAAAAUAUAUAUAGAUUCAAAUAUAUUUCAUGAAUUUUUCACCUGGCCAUUAGCUUUGCAGGCAAUAGCCAGUGGUCAGUGGAUCUGGGUGAAAGCAUUUGCUCCCUGAUUAUAAAUUUGAUAACUUCAACGAGGGACAACAUAGAAGUGGAAAACUGUCUUGAUAGAUAGUGGUUUCUUUAAUAGUCUCCAAAUGAGUGAUUGUGCCUUUGGUGUCUAUUGUUUACAGGCAGGUAACAUGUUCCAGCCCUCUCUGGCUGAGGGUCAGAAGUGGUGAAGAGGAGGCCACUAAUCCAGAUGGGACAUUCUCAUUUAGCACAUGGGGAGAUGUUCUGUCAAUAAGGUCAAUUUUAAGUGUGCCAGCUCAGGUAAAGAGGCUUUUAGGAAGGAUACUUGGGCAGCCCAUUGAAUCAAAACAAGAAUUCAUUGCCUUUGACUCCUGUACUCCACCAAUAACAUGACUCAGUCAUACUAACUUAGACUCUAAUUUUAAUAAAUUAUUUAUUGAAAAAAAAGUGUAUUUCAACCCGUGGGUGGAUUCUUUUUGUCCUCCCCUGAUUCAAGCAGUUGUUACUGGAGGGAUGGGGUAAGAAUCACUAUUCUAAAAGAGCCACCAGGACUAUGCCCAUAGACAGUCACUUAAAAAAAAAGUAUGAAUGUAGAGGCAAAAUUUGUCAUCACUGUUACGUAAUCCCUGCCCUCAAGAUGUUUGCAAUUCUCGGAAGCAGGUAUGCAAACAAAGAAUUGCAGUAUGUUGUCAUGGAUACUAGGGUAUAUGUACACUCCUGUUUUCCGCAUCUGAAAAUCUUCUUCUUUACAGUGGAUUUACAAAAAAACUGUUCUUUAUGGCUUGACCUAUAACAACUCAUUGAUGAAGUUACUGUACACACUAUUAUGUUAGAAUUUUGUGUCUGUGUGUGUGAUCUGAGUCUUUAAUAACUUGAUAGAAAAGGGGGGGAUGCAGUUUAAAAGCCUUUAUCAAGAAAACAUUAAAAUGGGUGACUUCUAUUUGGAUUCUAAAUUUACCACUUAAGUGGUGUCCCUAAUUCAUGAUGCGACUUUACGUAAAUUAUCUAACGUCCCUGAGCCUAUUACCUCAUUUAAAAAAUCAGAUGUUGAGUUUAGAUAGUAGUCACAUUCUUUAGCUUAAAAACUUAUAGUUUUCAUCACCGGAUUGAGAUAGGAGAAGCUAGUAUAAUACUGCAAACCAACUCCACCCUCCCCACGCACACAUAGUCAAUAAGUUAUUUAUAAGAUACAUUUUCAUCUGCGUAGGCUGAAAAAUGACCUCUCCACAAAAAAUCCAUUUCAAGUCCAUAGAACCUGUGAAUACUACCUUAUUUGGAAGAAGGAUAGUUAUGUUGAAUCAUCGUGGAUAUCUGGUUGGGCACUAAAUCCAAAGACAAGUGUCCCUGUAAGAGACAUAUGGAGAAUACAAUGUGAUGACAGAGGGAGAAAGUGGAGUAAUGUGGCCACAAGCCAAGGAAGCCAAGCAACACCAACAACCACUGGAAGUAGAAAGGAUUCCCUCCUAAAGCCCCAGAGAAAGCUUGGCCCUGCCCCUGCAGGCACCUGGAUUUCAGACCUCUGGCCUCCAGAACUGUGAAAGAAUACAUUUUUGAUGUUUCAGGACACAAAAUGUGUGGUUGUUUGUUACAGCAGCCACAGGAAACUAAUAUACCAUCUCUCUGGCCUUUGCUCAGAUAAUUUCCUCUGUCCUUUCUCCAUGAGUACAGAUGAGAAUCCUACCUAUCACCAGAGCACCUGUUUCAGUAUCACCUCCUUGGUUAAAGACCUGUGACUCUCCCCAGCCCAGCAAAAAGGAUUAAUCUCACCUUCCCCUUUCUCCCUAUGGCAUUUAUUUAUGUAUCUGUUAAAACACUUCUAAUGUUCCAUAAUUUACCUAUAUACCUUGCCUCAGGGCCUAAACUAAUCACUGAAAUAGAAUCAGCAUUAUGUCAGUAUUUCUUGUGCAACUAUGGGAGUGUGAUGCAUUAAUGCUGAAAUAGGGUCACUCUUUGGGGAACUGCAUAUGGUGCCAGUGUCUAACUAACUUGCCGAAUAUUUGUGUACUUACAUGGAAGUGACUUUAUAGAUUCAAUGUCUUAAAACUAGGUGAGUGGGUAGCUUGAUGGAAUCAGAGUGACAGGAAAAAGAGGAGGUUCAAAAGGAACUUUAUAUACUAAAGUUACAUUAAUAGCUCAUUAAUUAACUACACAUCUCUUAAAACACAAUAGCCACAUUAUUUUUGUUUACAUUACCUGGUUUAUGAAAAGGGAAGGCUGAGGAGAUAUGAGGCAUUAAGGCACACAUCUUCUGUAGCAGAAUGUGAGCCAUCAGAAUGAAUGGGGCAUAUUUCUUCCUACUCUUCAGUUAGUUCAGAGGCAAUUGUCUGACAUACUGGUUAUGUGGGAUUUUAUAUGGGCUGAUCUCAACUACAAGAAUCCAUGUUUUCUAAUGUUAUGGAGAAAAUGCAGACAGCUCUCCUUUUACAGAUAAGGAAAUUAAAGCUGCAAACAACCACAUACUUUCAAGUCACUUUGCCUCUCUGAAACUGGAUUUCCUCAUCAGUCUAAAGAAGAGUUAACGCACCUACUUGGAGAAGCUGCCAAUCUUACAUUAUCUUUUGAAAAAUGCCUCCCAUUGCCAUGCCACACUUAUACUAGAAGACUCCAUUUCCCUGGUCAUCUCCGAGUAAAACGGGAGUGAGGCAUUAUUUGGCCACUUAAAUGUUAAUUGUUAUCAUGUAGAAAUUCCUCAUUGUAUAAUUAUGUUUUAGCAGAGUUUCUCAUGCCUAAAACCAUACCCAUGUUUCACAGUGUGUCAUUCUUUACAUACUUGAGCUUAAGUAUCUCCUUUAAAAAUCUCUUUUUAAAAUGGUACCUAAUUAUCUAUUUCCAAGGAAGAAAAUAAUGUUUAUAGCUUCAGCUUCAGUAAUUGUAUUUCAAGAAAAAAAAAGAUCAAAGUACUUGGAGAAGAAGAAAGCUUCUUUCCUUAAAAAAAAAAAACCCACUUGAAACAAACAUUAAAAAUAUAUUUAAUUCCCCAAGGAAACUUCUGAGAAAAACAUAAGCAAAUGAAGAAGUGUGUUUAGAAGAGAAACUGUGUUUCAAUCUAGUGCUCUAGUUUCUCUGUGAAUGCUGUAACAUGCAUUUUCAAAAGGAUAACAGCCAUAAAACAAGAGCAGGUACAAGGGCCAGGGGUGGCCACAUGGAUUGGCUGACUUUAUUCACACAGAGACAACAUUGUGAAAGAUGCACCUGAAGUGCUGAGCCCAGGUGGAUGCCAUCCAGAGCUGGACUUAGAGAUCCCGAGGAAAAUAUUCAUUAGUCCCAGCCCUGAAACACGGGAAUAGGAACUCUGAAAUAAUAAAAUAGUACAGCCUUUUUCGAAACAUGCCAUCAUAGAGGAACAAAAAGCUGGGUCAUUUCCUAAGUGAUUUAAUUGUUUAGCAAAAUGUAGUGAAUUUUCUGUGCAAAUACCUGUUCCAGGUUCUGUAGAAGGUAGAAAGAUGAGUUAUAAUGGAUUGUACAAGGGUGAGGGAGGAAGAAAGAGGAAAGGAAAAUGGAGAGGGAUAGGGGUCUGACGUAUGACAGACAUGCCCUACGUCAAGGGGUAUCACUGUGAUAGAUUCUACGUCUUGGUACUUGUUCAACAAUUUGAAGUCAAAGAAUGCACAGAGGUGAGGAAGGCUAAUAUUCUCCGAGUGCAGGCUCUCUUCUAGACACUUUAAAUCUGUUAUCUUGUUUAACCCUCAAAACAACCUCAUGGGAUAUAUUUUAUCUCCAUGUUUAAAAUGGGACACUGAGACAGAAAAUAAUUAAAUAACUUAACCAAGAUUCCGCCAUUGGUUAGUCAUAGAGCCAGGAUUCCAUAUUCUCUGUAUGUCUAUCAUGCAAAUUCUCAAAGAAAGAUUUAGUAUCAAAUUUUAUUGUUGCUGUCCUUGUUUUCAAUCAAGAUCAAUGGUUAAUGUGUCCAAGGUAAAUCUAGUUUCACUAUUAUUGUGCUGUGUGCCUCUGACCAUGCCUCUGCCAGGGGCAACCUAGUAGUUCAAAUCUGUAGAUGUUAUUCUCUUCUAAAUAGUGUCUGUAAGUGUCUGCAUUUCACCCAUUUCUUUAACAAAUAUUUACUGAGCUGUUUAGUGUGCUAGGCCAAUAUUCAGGUGCCUUACACAUACACAUCUGUGAAUACAACUAACACAAAUUCCUGUUUGCAAGGAGCUCACAUUGUAGUCGGAGAGAGAUGGGAAAUAAGUAAAAAACACAAUAAGAAAGCAAAGUAUAUAGCAUGUUAAAAAUUUAUAAAUUCCAUGGAAAAAAUAACCAAAGACAUCAGAGCAGUUGGGAGGGACCUGGAAGGCCAAGAGAGAGGAUAGGAAGCAUGGGGCUUCAGUGGCUAGCGCAGGUUUCAUGGAGAAUAAAAAUCUGAGCAAACCCUGAAGCAAGCGAGGGAUUUGAUGAAGCUCAAGUCAGAGUUAAAGUGGUUAUUAGAACAAACACACUAAGGUAACACUGUCUGGGUUUUUAGAAUGUUAAGGAAGCCAGUAUGGCUGGCACAGAGAAAAUAAAGGGGAGAACAGGAAAAGAUACAUUGGAUGUGGGAGGAACAGAUCAUAAAGACCUACCAGCUCAUUGCCUGGAGACUUUUAUUGUGAGUUCAAAUGGGGAGAUGAUGCAAGAUUUUGAGAAAAGAUAUGGUAUGACUUAGGUUUUGAAAAGACUAUUGUGUCCACAAAAUACACAGGAGGCUAGUGAGAUAAGGUUGAAGUGUGACUACCUGUUAGUUGACUAUUGCAAUAAAAGGUGAGAGAUGUUAGUGGCUCAGACCAGGGUGAGAACGGUGAAGGAGUGAAAACUGGUUAAAUUCUACAUAUUUUAUAGAAGUAGAGUCCAUAGGAUUUUGAGGUGGAUUCUACACCUACAAAGAUGGGAGAAAAAGUGAGGAUGUAAGAAUGACUAAGUUUUUUGGCUGCAACAACAAAAAUAAUGAAAUCGUUAUGAAAUAAAAGGGAAAGGUUGCAAAACAUAACUGAGAGGAGCAACAUUUUUUGACGAAUUGAGUUGGAGGUAUUUAUUUGACAUUUUUAGACGUUGUCUGUUGUUGCAUUACAAAUUAUCACAAACUUCACAGCUAAAAAUAACAUCCAAUCAUUAGCUUUCUAGGUCAAAAGUCCAGGUGGGUUUGAGUGGAUUCUUAGCUUAGGAUUACACAAUACCAAAAUCAAGGCCUCAUCCAAACUGUGUUCUUAUUCAUGGGCUCUGGGAAAGAAUUCAUUUGCAGGUUGAUUCAGGUUCUUGGCAAAAUUGAGUUCUGUGUGUUGAUAAGAAAUCUACUUCAACUUCAAUGGCAAGCUGUGGCUGCUCCCUGAAUAGUUCUUUUUUUUUGAAUCCUAAAUGGUGCCCACUAUUCUCACCAACAUUAAAUAGGUCUGUGUCAAAAAAAAUUACAUUCUUUUUUUUAUUCCAAGAAAAUGUUUAUCAGAUAUAGUGCUAAAAUUCAGCCUCCGCAGAAGCAGAAACCAGGCUGUUCAGUGAGAGAUAUAUUGAGCAUGUCUUCUGGAUGGAAUAGUAAGUAGUUAGGAAGAAAGCACUAGGACUUAUAUCACUCAUCGUCUGGUGAAUUAAUUAACCUGAGGCUUGACUAAUGGGAAGCUGUUUUGCCGUUAAGGGUGAUUAAUUAACAAAUUCUUCUACUUAGAAAUUAGUGCUUAUAUAUGCACAUAUGCAUAUAUAUAUAUAUAAAUAUAUCAAUGUGUGUGUAUAAAUUGUACUAUUAAGCAUAAUUAUUUAAAAUAUUAUUUUCAGACUAUUUUAAAAUAGUUUAAAUGAUUUAAAUUAAAAGCAAAGAAAUUCCCUCUUCCUGGAAGUUUCAGAGGCUAAUGAAUAGCCCCCAUGGUCAUGUGAAAUUGACAUUCAGCAGAAAAGGAAAUGAAGCCAGGUGAGUCUUUUCUUGUCCAAAUCAUUAGGUUUAAUGCUACAGGACACAGGACAAAUGAACUAUAUAAGUAAUUGUGAGUCAUGCUUUUGUCACAUGACAUACUCUUUAUCUAAGCAAUGGGAAUGAGAUGGGUGGCGAUAAGAGGGAGAGGGUACUGUGAACGGCUGCCAGAUGAUUUCUGUUAUGUUUAGUUCAGCUUGAAUUAGGAAGAAAGAAGAAAGUAAGAAAGUCUUGUGUUUUAGGAUGAAUAAAUAUUGUUGUAUCAGAUGUUAAGAUUGACCUUAACAAAAGCAAGAGCAUCCAGAAAUCUAAAUGAAGGACAUUACUCAGGUGAUAAUGAACCUAAAACUUGUGUUCAAGAAAUUCAGAUUAUUUAGCCUGAAGGUGAUUUUAGGGAUGACACUAAAGGGGUAAAAGCAGCUAUUUCCUAGUUUUUAAAGAAUCAUUUCGAUGAAGAAAGAAAAUAUUUGUUUAGCAUCAUUUUAAAAGACAGGAUUAGAAUAAAUGGUUGAAAAUUAAUAUUAUCUAAAGCAUUUGAGAUGAAGAAUAGGCUUUCAAAAAAAACUGAGAAUUAUAUAACUUGAAGUAUUUAAACAAAACCUAGGAUACACAUUGGUGAAGAAUGUUUGUUCUUUGUGUUUUUUAUACUAAGUGAUCUUUUAGCCUGAUCUGGCUCUGAGAUUCUAAUAACUUAUGAAAUAAGAUCAUUUUAAGGUCAUGUACUUGAUCUCAUUACACCUGACACUUCAAGUCCCUAAUGUAGUAAGUGUUGUGGUGUUAUGAGGUGAAAGUUACUAAAGUUGCUUUUAAAGACCUGUUAUCCAUCUAUCUGUCACGAUAUUCUAUGUCAGAGACUGCUAGUUUCCCCCCAAAAUGUAUUCUCGUUUUCUCUCAAAUGAACACAAACCCAGAAUUUUAGCUGGUCAUUGCUUCUGUUGUAGCUAGCUUUGACCAUGUAACAAAAAUAUAGCCGAAGGGUUGUAAGUGGGAGUAGUAAGUGACAAUUUUUCUAAACCCUUCUGAGAGAUAGCAGCUUGCACCUCUGUCACUUUCUUUAUCUUGUCCUCCAUCCUGUUGACAUGAUGAUGUCUGUGGAUGCAGAGAACCUCUUAGAUGCUUUUCUUGUAAAUGGAGGCCAUCCCUGAUGAAGAAACAAAAUAGAAAGAGCCCAUAUCUCUUGAAACUUAAUGGAGCAAAGCUUGACUGCUUGUAUCCAGACUUUUUCAUGAGAGAAAAAUAAAUUAUUAUUUAUAUUGUAGUGUCCACUUUUUGUCUGUGAUACUCACGCCUUAACUAUAUACUGAUAUAUGGCUAUAUGAUAAGCCUACAGCUAUUUGUACAGCAAUUCCUAAUUGAUAAUAGGAAUUAGUCAUAGAAGAUGGUUAAAGACAUUGCAAAAAUACGCAAUUUUACAUUUAUUAAAUACUACUUAAAUUUGUUCAAAAUUUACACUAUUUUCCAGCUUAUCAAUGAUCUGAGAACUCUUAUUUCUUUGUUUAUUUCUAAAUAGUAAAGUUAACUGUGCAACAGUUGCAUCUGCUGUCUUCAACAUUCAUAAUAUAGGACACCAUUCCUUGGGAUACCUAUCAUUUAACUAGAAACAGAACCAAUAUUAUAGUACCCUAGAGGUCUCAAGAGCACUCAGGGGAGAACCGCUAGCUGAUUCAACUAUAUAUUAAUACAGUCAUGCACUGCACAAUGACGUUUUGGUCAGUGAUAGAUCCCAUAUAUGACAGUGGUCCCAUAAAAUCUUAAUACCAUAUUUUUCCUCUACUCUUUAUAUUUACAUGCAGAAAUACUUUCCAUUGUAUUACAAUUGCCUAGAGUAUCUAGUCCACUAACUGGUGUACAGAUUUGUAACCUAGGAGCAAUAGGCUGUGUCAUAUAACCUAGGUGUGUAGCAAACUAUACCAUCUAGGUUUGUAUGAGUUUCUAUGAUAUUCACACAAUGAUGGGAUCACCCGGUGAUGCAUGUCUCAGAAAGUAUCUAAGCAAUGCAUGACUGUAUAUAUUCUGCAAACAUCAUCAUGGGACUCUGUAACACUAUAAUUUAGUGACUGUGCUAUUUAGACUAUGUAGAUUUUAUGUAUUUAUAGACAGGAAUAUCCCAUGUUUGGAUAAAUUUAUUAUAAAAAAUUUUAAAAAUAAACAUCCUGUUGGUAUCUCUUAUAGAUAAGAAAUAUUUUAUGUAAUUGAUGUAGCAUAGCCAAUAAACCAUGUCAACCUUUCUAGCACUGUCCUUUAAAUGAACUUUACAUAAGCCCAAGAAAAUAUCUCAGAUGAAAAAAAGAAUAUUUUACAGGUUCAAGCAUGUUUGAUGAGAUUUCAAGGCUUAUUCUCUAUCAAAUCACUAGGGCGCCUCCCCAGGACCCACAUUCUGCCUUCUUUACAGUGAAGUCAUGUAAUCACUUGCAACUUAGGUUAACUAUGUGUUAACAAAUGUCAGAAACUAAUUUUUCAUAUGAAUUCUAAAAAUAUAUUCAUUUUAAAAGGUUUAAACUUUAAUUGUGUGUGUGUGUGUGUGUAUAUAUAUAAAUAAUGAACUAGGUGCUAUAUAGCAAACCCAGAACGCUUAAACUUUUCCUUCCAAAAUAGUUAACACUGGAGUAGCAGUGCAGUGCAUUUCAGAGGUACACAGAACAGAUUCUUUUUUCAAAAUGCACUCACCCAGGUCCUACACACAACUUGUUGAAUCAAAACCACAGAGUGGUGUACUAACAAAUUUGCCCAGAUUAUUCCAAUGAAACCACCAAUAUUUUGAACUACUCUUCAAAAAAAAGCUUAGAGGGAGCAAAAUAUUAAACUGCCUGUCUCAGUUAAAUGUUUAAAAGCAUAUUAUGAAGUAAAACACAAUCAACUAGGACCCUCCAAUAAGAUAUAUAAGCCUCUGCUUAAUUUUUUAAUGGAAAGGAAACAUUAGCAAAAUGCAGUGUAAUAUUAGGAGCUCAUUUGAAGGUUCAACUAAUGCAGCUUACCCUGAUCUCUUUGCAGAUUCAGCCUUACCUUUUUGUCUCCUAUAACUGCAAGCUAAUAGGAUGAGAACUGAUGUGCAACCCGGUGAUACUUAGGUGCUGCAGAGUCUUAAAUUAUCAGAUGAAUUCAGAGAUGUUCACUCUGUAGAAAUCACUGGCAAAGGAAAAAGGAAUAAAAAUAUUUAAACUAUUUCUCGAUAACAGUGAAAAUAAGUGAUUUUUUUGUAUUUAGGUAGAUAUUUCAAUUAACCAGAGUUAAUUCUUCAGCCACAUUGUAAUUGAAGUAUUUAUACAUUAUGCAUUUGACCUGGUACUUAUGUAACUGUACAUAUAUUUGACCUUGGAAACAAAACUGGUAUAUAUUAUAUGUUACCAUACAUUGUGCAAAAAACAAGCAAUGUUUCUCUUGUUGUGGAAUGAUUUGCCUUUGCAGCAGGCUGAGCUAGAAAGGAUGUAUACGAUACCUUGUUUCUGUUUAUGGAAAACAUGGUUAAAAACAAAGAAUUAAAGUGUAUUUUUAAUAUGGCAUUAAAACAUUCAGAUCUGUAUUUUGGCUUGCAUAGUCAAAAUAGAACGUUAAAGAAUUAGGGAGAAAUAACGACGUAAUUAAUGAAACUACAUAUGUAUCUAUAUAUGUAAUAGUGAAUUGAUCUGUGGUCUUUCAAGAGUUAUGAAGCUAAUGCUAAUGCUAAUUUACUACUGUCUCUUUGAUUAAAUCCCAGCUAAAAUUUUAUUCUGAUGGCUUGUUGAUGGAGUAUAUAAUACAACAUAUUAACAAUAGUGCAGCCUGUAGUUAGUAGAGAAUAAUCUUUGCCAAGUUAAUGAGAAGGAAAGUAGUUAGAGAGUCACACAGCUAAGUUUGCCCUGAUGAUUUUCUCGUUUUAUUUUGUUGUUUUCUUUUCUUUCUCUUUCUUUCUUUCUUUUCUUUUCUUUCUUUCUCUUUUUCUUUCUUUCUUUUUCUUUCUUUUUUUUUUGUCUGUGUGUGUAAUGAAGAAACAGUGAGAAUUUUCUUGACUAGAAAGAUUUUUCUUGAUGUAUAUAUGCACCACUGGGCCCUUUCCAGCACUCAAGCGGGGUAAAUCCACCAUUUCUUUGGUCUGAUGUAAAGUGUUCAGGGAGAUGAGUUACUCUCUGUGGGUGAAUUAUCAUAGCAGAAAUAGGAGACUUCCUUGGAAGCAUAAGAAUAUAAAUAGGAUAUUUUACAUUGCUGUUGUUGCAGAGUAUGUUGGUAAUAAGUGUUCUGUGGUCAUCUUGUGAGCUUCAGUCAAGAAAAGCAUUUUAGAUCAUGCCUUUAAUUGAAGCAUUUUGGAAGGCUGAGGACAGAGGAUCACCUGAAUCCAGGAGUUUAAUAUCAGCUUAGGCAACAUAGCCAGAUUCCUGUCUCUACAAAAAGCUAGAAAAAUCAGCCAGGUGCAGUUGUGAGUUCCUGUAGUCCCAGCUACUCUGGAGGCUGAGGCAGGAAGAUUGCUUGAGCCCAACAGUUCGGGGCUACAGUGAGUCAUGAUCUCACCACUGCACUUCAGCCUGGGUGACAGAGCAAGAUCUGUUAAAAAAAAAAAAAAAAAGAACAGCAUUUGUUCUGACUAUACUUACAUAAAAUGAUGGCUACAAGAAUCAUCAGCAGGGUGUGGUGAUUCAUGCCUGUAAUCCCAGCACAUUGGGUGGCCGAGGCAGGCGGAUCACGAGGUCAGGAGUUCAAGACCAGCCUAGCCACCAUGGUAAAACCCCGUCUCUGCUAAAAAUACAAAAAUUAGCUGGGUGUGGUGGUGGGUGCUUGUAAUCCCAGCUACUCAGGAGGCAGAGGCAGGAGAAUUGCUUGAACCCAGGAGGCGGAGGUUGCAGUGAGCUGAGACUGCACCACUGCACUCUAGCCUGGGUAACAGAGUGGGACUCCAUAUCAAAAAAAAAAAAAAAUUGUCCACUUGUAUUAGUUGGUCUGAAAUGCAUAGGGUAGGUUGUGCUCUGGGGGUGACAGAGCAAGACUCCGUCUCAAAAAAAAAAAAAAAAAAUCAUCACCUUGUGAUCAGACAAGCUGAGGAUUGCUCAGAGUUUCUCAGCUUCAACACUAUGGAGAUUUUCUUCCGAUAAUUCUUUGUUGGGAGGGAAGGCCUGUCCUGUGCAUCGCAGGGUGUGUAGCAGAAUCCCUGGCCUCUACCCACAAGACAUGUGAGUUGCACUCUUUCAACCUUGCUGUGACAGCCACAAAAUGUCUUCAGACAUUGUCAAAGGUCUUUUUGAGGUUAAAAUUGAUCCUGAUUGAGAGCCUGCUAGGUACCUAGUGACCAAACUCACAGAAUUUUCAGAAAAUGGAUUGGUUCAGUCUUCAGCCUCAUCUAAUGAAGUGAGUAUAAUCAGUGAGAUUAAAAACAACAACAUAUUGAUAUAAAAUAUAAAAUUUGAUGUAUUUUUUUUCAAAAGCUUGGUGACAAUUUUUGUUUGUAAACUCAUUAGGGAAGGUUUUAUCUCAUACACAUUCAAUCAUUAAAAGUCUAGUAACAUAACUCACAUUAUGCCAUUACUACCUAGUAUCAGAGAUUAGUAAAAAUUAUAUGCUUAUUAAGAAAAUAAAUAAAAGGCAAGAUGGUAUUUAUUGUGCAUAAAUAGUAAAAUUCAGGGGGUAUAAUUAGAGUAAAUCAUGGUAUUGGAUAAAAAUGAAUAUAUAUAAUUAUGGAGAUUCCUAAAUCUUGCUUAAUGGUGUCAAAGUUGAAGCAAAUGCUAGCAGGACAGACAAAAUCAAACUUCAAAUGACAUAUUUAAAGAAGAGAGCUUAAACGCUGGAAUAAUUUCCCAUUAUUCUUUGUAUUUAAUUUGUAACUAAAUUCUUAAGGAUAUAAGCAUUUUGAUAACAGGGACUUUGUCUGAUUAUUCUUAAAAUACCUAGCAUUUUUCCUGGCUUAAUGUAUAGGUUUUAAAUGUUUGUUCAAUGAAGGAAUGUAGAUAAGAAGCCUUAAAGUUUAUUUCAAAUUAGUCUCUUUCUAUUUCUUCCCACUGUUUUCAGUUCAGUUUCCAAAGUUUUCUUGCUGGGACUAUUGUAUAUUUAAGCGGUUUUUCCUGCUUCUAAUUUCACUCCCCAUCAUAAUGCAGCCCAUUUUUUUUAAACUCAUUUUGGAUCAUGUAAUUUCCCUAAUUUAAACCCUUUGUUGACCCCCUACCAUUGAAGAUAAAGCCUAAGGCUUUGGUAGUUAAUGCACUCGAACAUUUUAAUCUAGCCCCUGCCUACCGCUGCUACUCAUCUAUAGGUUCCACACCCAGCCACACUGCCUUCCUGGCAGUUCCUGGAAGGGGACAGGCUUUCUUUCCUGCCUGUAACCAUGCUCAUGCUAUUUCCUCAGCCUGGAUUAUCCUCUGCCUCUUGCCUGACUUGACCUAGUCUUAAAAUAUAUUCUCAUUAUUUGAUACUUAGUGAAAAAGCCACCUUCUCUGCCCUGAAUGUCCUAGCUGAACCAGCUCUUUCUCUUCUCUCUCACUGAACUUCACUUUAAUAUAUACCUCCUUUAUAGUACUCCUUCUCUGCAGUCUUCCUAACAAUUCUUUAUGGCCUGCAUUAAAGCAUUUAUUAUGUGUAUUGUAACUGUCUGUAAGUCAGGUCUUGCUGGGGCCUUCUUUUUCUUCAUGUUUUCCUUUGAGCACGAGUAGGUGGUGAGGAAUUUUAUUCUGAUUGCCUCUCUCGGUGGACCUUCCCAUUUAUAGACCUCCGUGCUGCUGCCAGUAAACUAAAGAAGAUUCCAAGCCACAACUACCCCAAAACCCCUCUAAUUCUCUUACCUUUCAAGCUUUGCUUAAGCCCUUUCCAGUUUCCCAAGAUCCAUGCGCCCGACUCAGUAAAAGAGAAGAAUAACAAAAACUGGGGCUGUGCAGGAUUCAAAUUCUAGCUCUGCUGGGUAAUCACGAUGUGACAUUAGCUAAGUAGCAGUAUGUAGAGUAUGAAUAAUAAAUGACUCAUCUCACAAGUUCAUGAAAAUAAAACCUCUAAAGCACUUAAAACCUCACAUAUAUUGAGCAUGUUAUCACUAUUUGCUAUUCUUUUACAUUAAGAUGUUACUUAUGAGCAAGGUAGCUCAGAAGGAUUGAGAGUGCAGAGACAACUGUUUCGUAGAGGGCCUAGCAUAGGGAUGAGCAAAGGCUUGGAACUGAGGGGUUUGAAUUCAGAACAGCACUAUGACCUUGGAUAGGUGACUUAAACUCUCUGUGCCUCAGUUUAUACUGUACUAAAUGCAGGAAAGAAUUAUCCCUACUUUGGCUGGGCAUGGUGGCUCACGCCUGUAAUCCCAGCACUUUCGGAGGCCAAGGUGUGUGGAUCACAAGGUCAGGAGUUUGAAACCAGCCUGGCCAAUAUGGUGAAACCUCGUCACUACUAAAAAUACAGACAUUAGCUGGGCGUGGUGGUGGGCGCCUGUAGUCCCAGCUACUCGAGAGGCUGAGGCAGAAGAAUCGCUUGACCCCAGGAAGCGGAGGUUGCAAUAAGGCGAGAUUGCACCACUGCCCUCCAGCCUGGGUGACAGAGUGAGACUCUGUCUCAAAAAAAAAAAAAAAGAAAGAAAAGAAAAAAGAAUUAUUCCUACUUCAUUGUGUUUUAGUAAGGAUUAAAUGAGUUGAUGAAUUCAAAGUGCUUUGAACUUGUAAUAAGUUAGCUAAUUUGUUACUAAUAUUAACGUAGAUGGGAAGGCAUUUCUAAACUCAUACUUUCACAGAUACAUGUCUCAUUGGACUGCCUCUCCUCUUAGUCUUUCACUUUUCCUUCAGAUUGUACUCUUGUUUAUUCCAUUUGCUACCCUCACUAUUUCCAUAUGAGGAGGCUUUCUCUUCUCUCUUCUGGUAUGCAGAAAGCCCCAGCAGAACUUCAAACUUCUGCCAGAUGAAUUCUGGAAGAGAGUGACUUCCCUUGUUGAGCAACAGUGAUUUUGUUCUUCCAAUUCCAUUUCAAUUUCCCCAUCAGAGAGAGCUGUGACCUGGUGUCUACUAGGGAUUACUGAAAAGGAAAGAAACCUUGGAAAUCUAAACAUGAAAUAAUUUUGGAGUGAAUCUAACCAGCUUUACCCCAUUUCAGGAAAGAAUGAUUUUCUUAGUAACCUUGUUCCGGCCAGACCUUUCAGAAAAAUUCAACAAUUCUAUCCACACACUUUUAUUAUAUUUAAACCUAUUUGACAUUUUUUCUGUUCUACCAAAGGCCCAAGACAUUUUUUUUUAAUUGCUAAUCAUGAAAUCUGUGCUUUUUCUUUGAAGAGGGAUGGAGCCAGCGGAAAGUAAAUGGGUUUAGUUGUAGAGUCCUCCUCAAAAGGUGGUGGUGAGGGAGUUGGUCAAUUUAUUCUACCAAUUUCUGUUUACCUGCAUUUAAAGAGAGAGGAAAUUGUCAGGUAAACAGGAUAGGACUGGAAAAAGAAAAUCAAAUUCUGAGUUAAAUAUAAGCUUCCCAUUUUUAAGUAUGCAAAAACAUGGAAUUUUAAAUUCACUAUUUAUAAAAUGGGCAUAAGUUUUUCCUUCCUCACACAGAAGUUUUCAAAUUAAAAGUUGAAUACAGGGUGAUUAUUGUUUCUAAACUAAGGCACAAUGUGAGAGUUUAUUUUGUAUAUUCCAUUAAUUUUUUUUGACAAACAUAGUUUCCUUUUUAUAAAAACAAAUUGUAAUAACUGUAUUUUCAAAUUUAAUAUGUGGCUUAUCUUAACAAGAUAACUUGCUCUUCCAAAGGUACCUCUUCCAAGAAUAUGAUUUGAAAGCAGUAAUUUGUUCCCUUUUGAAAGUGAUAAUAUCAUAAAACUGGUGGUUAUCAUAAUAUAGAAAUUGAUUACUUUAAAAUACAUAAGUGCAUAAUUCAUGUAUUGUGUCUCACUGAUUAAGGAAAUUAGUGACCAUACAUAUAAUACUAACAUGUAGACAGAUUUAAAAUAGUAGCCAGAAUGUUUUGAUCGUGCCAAUUCACUUCAGGUGGCAAAGAUUCUAUUAUUUUUAUUAAUUAUUAUUGUUACUAUUAUUGAGACAGUGUCUUGCUCUAUCGCCCAGGCUGGAGUAUAGUGGCACCAUCAUGACUUACUGCAGCCUCAACCUCCCAGACUUAAGUGAUCCUCUUGCCUCAGCCUCCUGAGUAGCUGGAACUACAGGCAUGUACCACCAUGCAUGGCUAAUUUUUUUUUUUGUAGAGGUGGGGGUCUCACCAUGUUGCCCAGUCUGGUAUGAAACUCCUGGGUUCAAGUUAUACUCCUGCCUUGGCCUCCCAAAGUGCUGGGAUUACAGAUGUGAGCCACCACGUCAGACAAUCCCAAAUUAGUUCAUUUUAUAUGUAUGCCUUCACCCACGUCAUCUUCAUCCAGGGGCACUGUCAUGUGUUAAUUAUAACCACACCUUGUGACCAGCAAUGUCUGCAUAAACAUAGUCGCAAAAGACAGAAAGGCUUGAGGAGCUUGUUGUAUUUCCAUGGUGAUGUACACAAACAAAUAAAAAUAUGCUUUCUUGAAUGUGUGAUUAACACAUUCCAGAAAGCCUUGGCCGUCUAUGUUGGUAUUUCCAAAAGUUUGCUUAUGACAUUCAUGGUGGGUUCAUUAGGGUGACACAGGAACGCCGAAAUAAACUGACUUCAUUGAACACAGAGGAGAGCUGCAACUACGUAUUGAGAACUUGCCCUUCCUGUUUUAUUGCUGGGGAGAAAAAUUAUAUACUUAUUGUUGUUCAUCUAAUAAAUAUUUCAGACCCAUUUAUGAAUCAUUAGUGCAGAUGCAAUCCCCUUUGAAUGUCACGAGGUGAAGUAAAGGAAAAAUAAGAUACAUUUUAAGUUCUGAGUCUUCCUCUGCUACAUUGCCUGAAUCCUCGUCUAUCCACACAAUAGAUUAACUACCCUCUGUGCAUACUAUAUUUUGCUCAGCCCUUAAUAUUCUGAAGCUGAACUGAAGCAGGCGUUAUCCGUGGCGGUUCCUGGGUGGUUUUCAAGCCCAGCACUACCCACCCAAGUGGCGGUGACACCGGCUUUCACUGAAGCCUUAUUACUCUUAAAAGAGCAAUUUGGUUGGUUGCACGGCUAUUAGGAUCACACAGGCAGCCUGAAAGCUGUCAGUACAACUGCUUCUCAUCUUUUUCACAUAAUCCUGACAUCUUUUCCCUUUUCUGCUGGACACAGACAUUACUGUUUUUAUCAUUUUCAAUCAAGCUCACCCAGAACGCUGAGGAAUAUAUUCCCACUGAAAGCAAAGUGGAGAACAGAAAUUAUUUUAUAGCUUCUGGAGUAGAAGCAGGGCUGACUGCGUACUGAGGAGAAGGAGCCGGAUCCGUGAGAAAUGUAGCUUGGCUCAGGGCUACAUCAGGAAGCUGCUACUUCAGCUGUUAAAGAUGGCAAAACAACACCUACCUCAGGUUUUUCAAUGAUUAAUGCUAUUUUCAUAACCAGGAGGGAAGAGGAUGUGAGAAAUUUUGUGAAAUUAACUUGUGGAAAUGUUAUCAUCAGAGAAAGUGGAGAAAAUUACUAGGCUUGAACUUCUCUUCGUUUUGAUGCUCUUCCUCUCUGGACCAACUCUGAGCAAGCUGACCCGGACCCCCUGGAAAGGAAAACCUUGGAAGGGGGGAUCGCGUCUUCGCCAGGAGGACUUUCCCCCGCGGAUUGUGGAGCAUCCUUCCGAUGUCAUCGUCUCUAAGGGCGAGCCCACGACUCUGAACUGCAAGGCGGAGGGCCGGCCAACGCCCACCAUUGAGUGGUACAAAGAUGGGGAGCGAGUGGAGACUGACAAGGACGAUCCCCGGUCCCACAGGAUGCUUCUGCCCAGCGGAUCCUUAUUCUUCUUGCGCAUCGUGCACGGGCGCAGGAGUAAACCUGAUGAAGGAAGCUACGUUUGUGUUGCGAGGAACUAUCUUGGUGAAGCAGUGAGUCGAAAUGCGUCUCUGGAAGUGGCAUUGUUACGAGAUGACUUCCGACAAAACCCCACAGAUGUUGUAGUGGCAGCUGGAGAGCCUGCAAUCCUGGAGUGCCAGCCUCCCCGGGGACACCCAGAACCCACCAUCUACUGGAAAAAAGACAAAGUUCGAAUUGAUGACAAGGAAGAAAGAAUAAGUAUCCGUGGUGGAAAACUGAUGAUCUCCAAUACCAGGAAAAGUGAUGCAGGGAUGUACACUUGUGUUGGUACCAAUAUGGUGGGAGAAAGGGACAGUGACCCAGCAGAGCUGACUGUCUUCGAACGACCCACAUUUCUCAGGAGGCCAAUUAACCAGGUGGUACUGGAGGAAGAAGCUGUAGAAUUUCGUUGUCAAGUCCAAGGAGAUCCUCAACCAACUGUGAGGUGGAAAAAGGAUGAUGCAGACUUGCCAAGAGGAAGGUAUGACAUCAAAGACGAUUACACACUAAGAAUUAAAAAGACCAUGAGUACAGAUGAAGGCACCUAUAUGUGUAUUGCUGAGAAUCGGGUUGGAAAAAUGGAAGCCUCUGCUACACUCACCGUCCGAGCUCGCCCUGUUGCUCCCCCACAGUUUGUGGUUCGGCCAAGAGAUCAGAUUGUUGCUCAAGGUCGAACAGUGACAUUUCCCUGUGAAACUAAAGGAAACCCACAGCCAGCUGUUUUUUGGCAGAAAGAAGGCAGCCAGAACCUACUUUUCCCAAACCAACCCCAGCAGCCCAACAGUAGAUGCUCAGUGUCACCAACUGGAGACCUCACAAUCACCAACAUUCAACGUUCCGACGCGGGUUACUACAUCUGCCAGGCUUUAACUGUGGCAGGAAGCAUUUUAGCAAAAGCUCAACUGGAGGUUACUGAUGUUUUGACAGAUAGACCUCCACCUAUAAUUCUACAAGGCCCAGCCAACCAAACGCUGGCAGUGGAUGGUACAGCGUUACUGAAAUGUAAAGCCACUGGUGAUCCUCUUCCUGUAAUUAGCUGGUUAAAGGAGGGAUUUACUUUUCCGGGUAGAGAUCCAAGAGCAACAAUUCAAGAGCAAGGCACACUGCAGAUUAAGAAUUUACGGAUUUCUGAUACUGGCACUUAUACUUGUGUGGCUACAAGUUCAAGUGGAGAGACUUCCUGGAGUGCAGUGCUGGAUGUGACAGAGUCUGGAGCAACAAUCAGUAAAAACUAUGAUUUAAGUGACCUGCCAGGGCCACCAUCCAAACCGCAGGUCACUGAUGUUACUAAGAACAGUGUCACCUUGUCCUGGCAGCCAGGUACCCCUGGAACCCUUCCAGCAAGUGCAUAUAUCAUUGAGGCUUUCAGCCAAUCAGUGAGCAACAGCUGGCAGACCGUGGCAAACCAUGUAAAGACCACCCUCUAUACUGUAAGAGGACUGCGGCCCAAUACAAUCUACUUAUUCAUGGUCAGAGCGAUCAACCCCCAAGGUCUCAGUGACCCAAGUCCCAUGUCAGAUCCUGUGCGCACACAAGAUAUCAGCCCACCAGCACAAGGAGUGGACCACAGGCAAGUGCAGAAAGAGCUAGGAGAUGUCCUCGUCCGUCUUCAUAAUCCAGUUGUGCUGACUCCCACCACGGUUCAGGUCACAUGGACGGUUGAUCGCCAACCCCAGUUUAUCCAAGGCUACCGAGUGAUGUAUCGUCAGACUUCAGGUCUGCAGGCGACAUCUUCGUGGCAGAAUUUAGAUGCCAAAGUCCCGACUGAACGAAGUGCUGUCUUAGUCAACCUGAAAAAGGGGGUGACUUAUGAAAUUAAAGUACGGCCAUAUUUUAAUGAGUUCCAAGGAAUGGAUAGUGAAUCUAAAACGGUUCGUACUACUGAAGAAGCCCCAAGUGCCCCACCACAGUCUGUCACUGUACUGACAGUUGGAAGCUACAAUAGCACAAGUAUUAGUGUUUCCUGGGAUCCUCCUCCUCCAGAUCACCAGAAUGGAAUUAUCCAAGAAUACAAGAUCUGGUGUCUAGGAAAUGAAACACGAUUCCAUAUCAACAAAACUGUGGAUGCAGCCAUUCGGUCCGUAAUAAUUGGUGGAUUAUUCCCAGGUAUUCAAUACCGGGUAGAGGUUGCAGCUAGUACCAGUGCAGGGGUUGGAGUAAAGAGUGAGCCACAGCCAAUAAUAAUCGGGAGACGCAAUGAAGUUGUCAUUACUGAAAACAAUAACAGCAUAACUGAGCAAAUCACUGAUGUGGUGAAGCAACCAGCCUUUAUAGCUGGUAUUGGUGGUGCCUGCUGGGUAAUUCUGAUGGGUUUUAGCAUAUGGUUGUAUUGGCGAAGAAAGAAGAGGAAGGGACUCAGUAAUUAUGCUGUUACGUUUCAAAGAGGAGAUGGAGGACUAAUGAGCAAUGGAAGCCGUCCAGGUCUUCUCAAUGCUGGUGAUCCCAGCUAUCCAUGGCUUGCUGAUUCUUGGCCAGCCACGAGCUUGCCAGUAAAUAAUAGCAACAGUGGCCCAAAUGAGAUUGGAAAUUUUGGCCGUGGAGAUGUGCUGCCACCAGUUCCAGGCCAAGGGGAUAAAACAGCAACGAUGCUCUCAGAUGGAGCCAUUUAUAGUAGCAUUGACUUCACUACCAAAACCAGUUACAACAGUUCCAGCCAAAUAACACAGGCUACCCCAUAUGCCACGACACAGAUCUUGCAUUCCAACAGCAUACAUGAAUUGGCUGUCGAUCUGCCUGAUCCACAAUGGAAAAGCUCAAUUCAGCAAAAAACAGAUCUGAUGGGAUUUGGUUAUUCUCUACCUGAUCAGAACAAAGGUAACAAUGCCUUACUUUACAUUCCUGACUACCGAUUGGCUGAGGGAUUGUCUAAUAGAAUGCCACACAACCAGUCUCAGGAUUUCAGCACCACCAGCUCUCACAACAGCUCAGAAAGGAGUGGCAGUCUCUCAGGUGGGAAAGGUGGAAAAAAGAAGAAAAAUAAAAACUCUUCUAAACCACAGAAAAACAAUGGAUCCACUUGGGCCAAUGUCCCUCUACCUCCCCCCCCAGUCCAGCCCCUUCCUGGCACGGAGCUGGAACACUAUGCAGUGGAACAACAAGAAAAUGGCUAUGACAGUGAUAGCUGGUGCCCACCAUUGCCAGUACAAACUUACUUACACCAAGGUCUGGAAGAUGAACUGGAAGAAGAUGAUGAUAGGGUCCCAACACCUCCUGUUCGAGGCGUGGCUUCUUCUCCUGCUAUCUCCUUUGGACAGCAGUCCACUGCAACUCUUACUCCAUCCCCACGGGAAGAGAUGCAACCCAUGCUGCAGGCUCACCUGGAUGAGUUGACAAGAGCCUAUCAGUUUGAUAUAGCAAAACAAACAUGGCACAUUCAAAGCAAUAAUCAACCUCCACAGCCUCCAGUUCCACCGUUAGGUUAUGUGUCUGGAGCCUUGAUUUCUGAUUUGGAAACGGAUGUUGCAGAUGAUGAUGCCGACGACGAAGAGGAAGCUUUAGAAAUCCCCAGGCCCCUGAGAGCACUGGACCAGACUCCUGGAUCCAGCAUGGACAAUCUAGACAGCUCUGUGACAGGUUCAAUGGUAAAUGGAUGGGGCUCUGCAUCUGAUGAGGAUCGUAACUUUUCUAGUCAUAGAUCUAGUGUAGGUAGCUCCUCAGAUGGCUCUAUCUUUGCCAGCGGCAGUUUUGCACAAGCACUGGUGGCAGCAGCAGAUAAAGCUGGUUUUAGGCUGGAUGGAACCAGCCUUACAAGAACAGGAAAAGCCUUUACCUCCUCUCAAAGACCUCGACCUACCAGCCCAUUUUCUACUGACAGUAACACCAGUGCAGCCCUGAGUCAAAGUCAGAGGCCUCGGCCCACUAAAAAACACAAGGGAGGGCGGAUGGACCAACAACCAGCAUUGCCUCAUCGAAGGGAAGGAAUGACAGAUGAUCUUCCACCACCACCAGAUCCCCCGCCAGGUCAGGGUUUAAGGCAGCAAAUAGGCCCGAGCCAGCAGGCUGGUAACGUGGAAAACUCAGCAGAGAGAAAAGGAAGCUCUCUAGAGAGACAACAUGCAUCCAGCUUAGAAGACACAAAGAGCUCAUUGGAUUGUCCAGCUAGAACCUCCCUAGAGUGGCAGCGACAAACCCAGGAAUGGAUAAGCUCCACAGAACGACAAGAAGAUAUACGGAAAGCCCCACACAAACAAGGUGUCGGAUCAGAGGAGGCCUUGGUGCCCUAUAGCAAGCCCAGUUUCCCAUCUCCAGGUGGCCACAGCUCAUCAGGAACAGCUUCUUCUAAGGGAUCCACUGGACCUAGGAAAACCGAGGUGUUGAGAGCAGGCCACCAGCGCAAUGCCAGCGACCUUCUUGACAUAGGAUAUAUGGGCUCCAACAGUCAAGGACAGUUUACAGGUGAAUUAUAGUAAAUGAGAGGAGACAUACAAAGCUGCUCUGAAGGACCAUCAGGUCCGGACUCAUGGAAGUGAUGACUCUAAACAGUGCAAUGAACAAUUUAUUUAUGUACUAUUAAAAGAACUGUAAAUGCAAUGUAAAGACACACAGCCACACAUAUCCCACAGAUAUUUUCAUUGUGUUCUUCUCCUAAGUACACCACCCACCUUAACUCUUUCUUGUCAGGAGUAUAUAAAAAAGAAAGAAAACAAAACUCGCCCUACAGGAAGAAAAGGAUUCUCCUCUGUAUAUAAUUUCUUUUGUGCAUUGCUAUGCAAGCUCACUCUUUUUAGCUCUGCUCAUAUUAUUGUCUGUUCUUAUUGGUCUGUUGUACUAUAUGUGAAUUAAUAGGCUGUGGUGCCAUAUAUUAACUUUUAAUUGUGUAACUUUUAUGUUUAAAUUUUGCACUGCAAUUUUAUUUGGUGAUAAGCACAAAUCUCUACUCCUCAUGACAUGAAGAAAAAGACUGAAUGUGAAGGGAGUUUCUGUACUGUAAGCUAGAUUGGAUAAUGAUGGCUGUAACAAAUCAUGUUAGAUGGUUUUCAGUUGGGGUGUAGAAAUAGGAAGAUGCAAAGGAACAAUGGUGUUGGCAAAGUCUUCUUUGAAUAUCAGGGACUGAGUCAAUAAAAAAAAUAGUAGAAAGGUGGCUUUUACUAUUGACAAAAGCAGGGGUCAAAAAAAAGUAGUCUAAGUCUUAAGACUGAAUAUGCAUUAAAGUAUGCAGGUAGCAAAGAUGUAAUAAAUUUGCUUAAAAAAAGAAAUUAAAGUUUUAUUUAGAAUCAAUUUUACCUGUCAUUGUAAUUGACCCAUCUGAGAAUUACAAUAAGCAAGAGGAAAUUAAGGUGUUUUGCAAGAGCUGUAUUUAUAUUACAGUUUUUUAAAAACAUUUUCUGAAUUAUCAUAAUUAAGCUCUCCAACUCAUUAAGUCAGAAUAUAAUAUGAAGUUCCCCAAGGAAAUGAACAAAAUGAACUCUAGAAUAUCUAGCAAAUAGUUAAAGAAGCAAUUUAUUAUUAGGCAUACUCGGGCUGUUUCCAAAUAUAAACUCUAUUGCAAUAUCUUAUUUCAUCUUUCUAAUACAUGUACAGUGCACACUAGAGGAUAGAGCUGCAUCACUUAAAUUCAUGACUUAAAAAAUAAUACAGUUUAUAUACAAUUUGUUUUUUAUUUGAUUAAGAAGUGAAGUUUAUGCCACCCAAUGUAUAGCCAAAUUGUACGUGCUUAAAAAGCAGUGCCGAGAGUAUGUUCAGUUCACAGUAAGUAGACUUAUUGGAAUAAAUAUUCUAUGGUACAUUCUCAGAAAUUGGCUUCCAACUAAAAUACGUUUGACCCAUUUUGAAUAAGGAAAUUGAAAAGAAAAAUUUAAAAGGAGAAAAAAUUGCAUGUUUAUAAACUUUUUAAAUAAAACCAGACCUUGUAAGUGGACAUUAAUAAUUGUCCUGCCUCAUUUGUUUUCACGACUUUGACAACAAGAAGUUCCUGAACAUUAGUCAUGUAUGCUCAGAAUAAAUGUGACUUUGAAAUAUAUGUUAGCUACUGUACAUGUAUAGUCAGUCAAGUAGAAGAGGACCUUCCUGAAAUUCCCACUUGUGACAUUUUCCCAUGGGUUUCCUACACAAUCUUAAAUUUUAUUUCUGUCUAUACUUUCUCAAAUUUUUCCUAUGAUAAGUUCAGUUGUUGGUACUCUUCUAAAAAUAUUCAACGUGAUUAGGAUCAGUUCUAAAAUAUGGGACCCCUUUGAGUGACAAUUCGCACUCCAUGCAUUAUUGGCUCAGUAGCCAAUUUUUGUCACGUCGUUAUAACAAGGAGAUGACAUAAUUAAACAUUUCCAUCGUUUCUAUUCCCUGGGACUGCAUCAGCACAGGCAAGUAUAGAAUGUAAUGUUCUUCAUGGGCCCCACCAGCUUUUUGGUGCCAUGUAAUUUAUUUCUUCGCUGAAGAGAAAAAGAAUUCUGAGACACAGUUAUUAAACCCUUUAUCAACUUUCUACCAUCAGUGCCUGAAUUCUAAUGCAGUGUGAUUUCUCUGGGACAAAGAGACUGAGGAAGAUGAAAAGUUUCUUCAAAGAGUGAAUACAUACUUAUUCACAACUCUAGGAUGUGAGGACUUUAAAUAUCUCUUUAUGAAGUUCCCUGCCUAACCUCUUUCUAUUUAAAGGCAAACAAAUUUCGAAGAGGUUUUGUGUUCCCUCUUUAUGUUUCUCUAUGACCCAGUUUAGUCUAAAACCUUAGUUCAUUACAUAUACAACACAUAGCCUUUGAUCCCUGGUAACUGGCAGGUGUUGGUGAUUAAUAAACCAAGGCUUCAAAGUGAAGUAUGUGUGUGCAGAUGACUUUUAGAAUAACGUGGGCAUAGCAUCAUACCUUCCUGAUUGUCUUCAGCAUAUAAAAAUUAACUGUUGUAGUUAAAAUUAUGUCAGUGCAGAGCUUGUGGUUACUUGGAAUGUUCUUUCAGAAUAGUCCAUGUUGCCUAUUAAACCUAGUUUUAAACACAUUGGGCAGUCAAUUUAUGCACCCAAAAUAUCACCCUCAGGUAGAUUGAGGGCAAGAUAAAAUGCUGUAGCUAUACAAAGGAAUUCAGAAACAUUAUUGGAAAGCAAAGCCUUUGUCAGCUUGCUACUGACAAAGUAGUAAAAAGCUACUAAUCAGUGUGAGUCAGAUGUCAACAGAAAAAUACAAAUACCUAUGAGAGCCACAGCAGUUUCUCAUUUCAUAGCCGAUUCAAUGAAUGUGAUUAGAAAUUCACUGAGCUCACUCUUGCAGGUUUAAACGGAGGCCUGCAUAAGGACUGCAGGAGGAAAUCUGGGUGGGAGAGAAUGUAAUCUGAUCUUGCACUCAUAGGCAAUGCUGCAAUGCAAUCAUGUCCAAUACAAGCACAGCUUCAUUCAUAACAGGAAACGUCUUCUUUGGGAAAAUAGCUCUAUUGGUGCCCAAACUCAGGUAUGCCAGUGUAUGCAGGUGGAGUCGCCCUACCCCUCUUCCAAACAUGUCCUGUGAGAUUUUUAAAAUAAGAUGGGAUAGUACAGGGGCAUGAAAAGAAUUGAUUCCUUCACAGGAUUUGAAUCCAGUUCAAGGGAGAAUGUAGAAAAUUCAAAACCAACAUAUAAGGUAUCACACAACCAAGAAAAGUAAAAUCAUUGCAAGUUUACUUGCGUUGAGUACAAAACAGAUUUAAUGGUGUUCUAUGUCAUAGUUUAAUGCUCUGGGUAUUUAAAUAUGUUUUCAACAGGAUUUGAGUUGAAAGUUUGUAAUGUGCUUUGAUGGAACACCUCUCAAUUUCUAUUCAAUAAAUUUAUGUAAUUGUCCAUUGACAAUAUAAUGAUAACAGUACCAUUGAACUCUAAACUGUGGUUUAUCUUCACUGCUGGGAAGCAACUGUGCAUCAGUAUUAAAGAUAUGCAGAAACAUAAUAUUCACUAAUUUGUUCAUCUGCUUCUGUAUAUUGUUUAUGGAAUUACAUGGCAAGAACUGUUCUAAAGCAACAUGUCUUUCCACAUUAUUUUAGAGGUGAAAUUACUUUUGUUUUGCUUCUCUAUAAUGUGUACUUCAAAUGAAACACCAUACUUUUUUCUAAAAAAAGAUGUUCAAUUUACUAAUUUUUUUAAAUCUCAUAAUUUAAAAAGCAUUUGUUGUGAUUUUAAAGUGUUGCAAGAAAAGGGAUUUUGUGGCCGUGGGUAGACUUUUUAUACUUUGUUUUAUAGAUGGAUUUUUUUUAACUGUAGUUUGUUUAAGUCACCAAGCAGCAUCCAAAAUCUUAAUGUGUUUCAUUUGAUGUUGUUAGAUCAGAGAAGAAAUUGGCAUAAAAUCGGUUAAUAGUAUUGUCAAAGAAUUGUGUAUUGUGUACUCACUGGGAAAAAAUAAAAUAUAUUCACAUUUCAAA
Molecule: messenger RNA, 36562 nt
Organism: Pan troglodytes (chimpanzee)
Lineage: Eukaryota; Metazoa; Chordata; Mammalia; Primates; Hominidae
Gene: ROBO2
Product: roundabout guidance receptor 2
Exons: 30
Coding region: 27859-32658 (1599 amino acids)
Molecular function (GO): protein binding
Source: RefSeq, a predicted model, not a curated record